Canariomyces notabilis is the source of this 1623-nucleotide messenger RNA. Its product is annotated as Mov34-domain-containing protein. The record is from RefSeq and is a predicted model, not a curated record. Gene Ontology annotation, molecular function: protein binding; K63-linked deubiquitinase activity; metal-dependent deubiquitinase activity. The coding region runs from base 1 to 1623 and encodes 540 amino acids. The transcript has 3 exons. Gene Ontology annotation, cellular component: membrane; endosome. NCBI's taxonomy places the organism in Eukaryota, Fungi, Ascomycota, Sordariomycetes, Sordariales, Chaetomiaceae. Gene Ontology annotation, biological process: protein K63-linked deubiquitination.
AUGAACUCCCUCAACUCCCUGAACUCGAUUGAGGUCACCAGGCCCAUGAGUGCCAAGGAGCUGACAACCAUAGCGAAAGAAUUCAACUGGAACCCUCGCAUUGGUUUCAAGUACUGGGUUCGGGCCGCUGAGACAUGCUAUCAUGAGGGCCAAGUCUAUCUCCGGGAAGCAAAUUUUGCUUCAGCCUAUAUGAUUCUCUUUCGAUACUCGGUUCUCGUUCUCGAAAAUCUCCCCAAUCAUCCCGAAGCGAAAGAGCCCGAUGCAAGGAGAUCCCUCAGGCCGCACCAGAAACGGAUUCCCCGCGUCAUAGAUGUUCUUGAGCGCCUACGGCCGGAGAUCGACAAGACAUACGACCAGUGGCUGGAGCGCCAAACAACUCGGAGGGAUGCAGAUAGAGAACCCCUCCGGCCGCCGUCAUCAUACACAAAGCAUGCGGCUAACGACUCAGCGUUCUCCUGGAGUUAUGGCCCACACAGGAAUAUUAUCAAUGCCAGGGAUUACCAAGACCUCGCCGUGGAUUUGGCUAAAAGGGAGAUGCGCAGACGCACGCCCGAAACCGGGCUCCUCGAGGACGACAAUGGCGUCCAGCGCAGCCUUGACCAUCAACGUGAGCCGAGCGGGAAGCCCAGCUGGCGGUUCAGUCCUCACGACAUGAACGAUGACGAACUCAGGAGGCAGAUGGAAGAAACCCGUCGGCAACUAGACCGGGUCGGAGACCAUAAACGUGACGAUUAUCGCAGCGAUGAUUCGGUACAACCGGCCACGUAUUAUUACCCUUCCAUCAUCAAAGCAUCAACGCUGCGGUAUGAGGUUUACGAGCCUUCGCCUUCCCCAGCGCGGGAUGAGAGUUCAAGAUUCCAACCGCCGCGGCCACCGAAGGAGAGUUUUCCUGAACGAGUCAAGUCAAUUAGACCGCCCCCCAGACCUGGGAAGGAGCCAUUCAGAUCUAGCCCGCCCCCACGCUACCGACUCGACGAGGAACUCGGACCUGCCCUACCACACAAGGUAGCCGCAGAACCCGCUGCGAAGCAGAGUAUUGACAUCAUCGAACCGGCCGCCCGCCUCGAGAAUGGCGAUCCUCUCCGGGCGAUCUUCCUGCCUACAGGGUUGCGUCAAAAAUUCUUGGACAUUGCCGAGGAUAACACACGCAUACUAGGGAUCGAAACAUGCGGGCUGCUAUGCGGAGCGAUUGUUAGUAACGCAUUCGUCAUUACGCACCUCGUGAUUCCGGAGCAGAAAGGCACCCCGGACACAUGCGAGACGGUGAACGAGGCGGCCAUUACUAACUUCUGCAUCGAGAAGGAGCUGGUCACCAUUGGCUGGAUCCACACUCACCCGACCCAAACAUGCUUCAUGAGCUCGCGCGACCUGCACACGCACUGCUCGAACCAGGCCCUCCUCCCCGAGAGUAUCGCCAUCGUGUGCGCCCCGCGACAUGAGCCUUCAUGGGGGAUAUUCCGCCUCACAAACCCCCCAGGGCUCCCUGCCGUCUUGGGGUGCCAGAAAGGCGAUGUCUUUCACGAGCAUCAUGUUGAUAAUCUUUAUGUUGAAGCUAGCCAUGUCGUCCAGUCGGACGAGUACGAUUUCCAGGUGUGCGACCUGCGGCCGGGACAUCAGCGUUGA